Molecule: messenger RNA, 1245 nt
Organism: Phaethon lepturus (White-tailed tropicbird)
Lineage: Eukaryota; Metazoa; Chordata; Aves; Phaethontiformes; Phaethontidae
Product: EVI5-like protein
Exons: 11
Source: RefSeq, a predicted model, not a curated record
AUGGCGUCGCCGGCCAUCAGCCCCGAUUCGUCCUCCCACGAAGCCCUCUCCUCCGUCAACUCGGCCCCGGCGUGUUCGCCCACCUCCGACUCGGAAAACCUCAGCCCCGACGAACUGGAGCUGCUGGCAAAGCUGGAGGAGCAAAAUCGGCUACUGGAGGCUGACUCCAAGUCGAUGCGCUCCAUGAACGGCUCACGAAGGAACAGCGGCUCCUCCUUGGUCUCCAGCUCCUCGGCCUCCUCCAACCUCAGCCACCUCGAGGAGGACACCUGGAUCCUCUGGGGCCGCAUCGUCAACGAGUGGGACGAGUGGCGGAAGAAGAAGGAGAAGCUGCUGAAGGAGCUCAUCCGCAAAGGGAUCCCCCACCACUUUCGUGCCAUCGUCUGGCAGCUGCUCUGCAGUGCCACCGACAUGCCCGUCAAAAACCAAUAUUCAGAGCUGCUCAAGAUGUCCUCUCCCUGCGAGAAGCUCAUCCGACGGGAUAUCGCCCGCACCUACCCGGAGCACGAGUUCUUCAAGGGACAGGACAGUCUGGGCCAGGAGGUGCUCUUCAACGUCAUGAAGGCCUAUUCACUGGUGGACCGGGAGGUCGGAUACUGCCAGGGUAGCGCCUUCAUCGUGGGACUGCUGCUCAUGCAGAUGCCCGAGGAAGAGGCCUUCUGCGUGUUCGUGAGGCUGAUGCAGGAGUACCGAUUACGGGAGCUCUUCAAACCCAGCAUGGCCGAGCUGGGGCUCUGCAUCUACCAGUUUGAGUACAUGCUGCAGGAGCAGCUGCCGGAGCUGAACAUCCACUUCCGCUCGCAGAGCUUCCUCACCUCCAUGUACGCUUCGUCCUGGUUCCUCACCCUCUUCCUCACCACCUUCCCUCUUCCCGUGGCCACACGCGUCUUUGACAUCUUCAUGUACGAGGGGCUGGAGAUCGUCUUCCGCGUGGGGAUGGCACUGCUGCAGUUCAACCAGGCUGAGCUCGUCCAGCUCGACAUGGAGGGCAUGUCCCAGUACUUCCAGAAGGUGAUCCCACACCAAUUCGACAGUUGCCCCGACAAGCUCAUCCUCAGGGCCUUCCAGGUCAAGUACAACCCCAAGAAGAUGAAGAGGCUGGAGAAGGAGUACGCCGCCAUCAAGAACAAAGAGAUGGAGGAGCAGAUCGAGAUCAAGCGCCUCCGCACCGAGAACCGCCUGCUGAAACAGCGCAUCGAAACCCUGGAGAAGGAGAGCGCGGCUCUCGCCGACAGGCUCAUCCAG